This is a messenger RNA of Solea senegalensis (Senegalese sole), 5342 nucleotides long. RefSeq names its product LARGE xylosyl- and glucuronyltransferase 1 (gene large1). Gene Ontology annotation, biological process: protein O-linked glycosylation via mannose. Gene Ontology annotation, molecular function: glucuronosyltransferase activity; xylosyltransferase activity. The transcript has 15 exons. The coding region runs from base 700 to 2967 and encodes 755 amino acids. The record is from RefSeq and is a predicted model, not a curated record. Lineage: Eukaryota; Metazoa; Chordata; Actinopteri; Pleuronectiformes; Soleidae.
GUCAGGAAGAAAGAGCUGCUGUGUUGAGGCCGAGUUUCCAGACACAAGCUGGAGCAGGGCGACAGCAAAGUGCCCCUGUGGAGACCCUAUCCACUCACACUGCACACUCGCGGGGCUUUUUUAAGCAGCUGAGCGGCAGCGGAGAACCGACACAGUCUCUGGAGCUCCUGCUGCUGAGGCCGCCGCGGACCCGUUACUCUCCCCCAGGCUGCGUGUCGCGGUGCCCGCUGCUGUUGCUGCUGGUCGCAGUAUAAUACUGAGCCGCCGCUAUUAUCGACACGGAGUGGUGAAGAAGGCAGCCGUGUAGCGACGCAACAACAGGCAUAAAAGAGACCGAAGUGCUCCAUUAGGCCGGAGGGACCACGUCAACGGCCCGGGUUGCUGCUGCUUCUACCGGCAGCCGGUGCUUAUAAGUGCGGAGGCUGAUAAACAAGCAGACAGCGCUUCAACUACAGUGAACAAGUGAGCGACUGAGCUCCGGCUCGUUUUAAUGCGCAAGAGGAGCUGUUAUGACCGAGCCAGAGACACCGUGCUCCGUGUAAAGGGAACCAGCACCUCAUGAGAGCGGAUUUAUUUGACUGAAAGCAGCGGUUUUUCAAGCCUGUCUCGCGGCAUCAGUGCCAUGAAUCAGCCUGGACAACAGCUGCUGCCCACAUAGAGGUCACUUCGCCUCUCUUUCUGUUCGCGUCAGUCCGGAGGAUGCUGGUAAUGUGUCGCGGGCGCAGGAAGUUCCUGGUGGCCUCCCUUGCGCUGGUCUUCAUCCCAACACUCACUUGGCUGUACCUGUCAGUUGGUAGCUUUCAAGUGAAGCCCCUCCCCCUGUCUCCACUGGAAGUCCAGCCCUCAACGGUGGUGGGCGGAGCAGGUGAGCGGCAGGCCUUGGAGCUGCGGGUGCGCGCCGUCGAGGAGGAGAACCGGGCUCUGCGCCGGGAGCUCAGCCAGCCGCCCAGGAGCCCGCCGGCACGCCUCCCGUACGGCGGUCAUCGUGGCAACCAAAGCCGAGCCCAUUCGGAGGAGGGCACUGGUGAUAAUGAGGUCCAGAAAGCAGCUGCGGGGGGAAACGGCUCAGACUGUGUGCAGCAGCCAGUUGUGGAUAAAUGCGAGACCAUCCACGUGGCCAUCGUAUGUGCAGGUUACAACGCAAGUCGAGACGUGGUGACACUGGUGAAAUCCGUCCUUUUCCACAGGCGGAACCCGCUACAUUUCCAUUUCAUCACAGACUCCAUAGCUCAGCAGAUCCUGUCCUCUCUGUUCCACACCUGGAUGGUUCCUGCCGUCAGGGUUGAUUUUUACGACGCAGAUGAGCUGAAGAGUGAGGUGUCAUGGAUCCCAAACAAACAUUACUCCGGGAUCUACGGUCUGAUGAAGCUGGUGCUCACCAAGACUCUGCCAUCUGAUCUGCAGAGAGUCAUUGUUCUGGACACAGAUAUUACCUUCGCCACGGACAUCGCUGAGCUGUGGGCCGUCUUCCACAAGUUUAAAGGUCAGCAGGUCCUGGGUCUGGUGGAGAACCAGAGUGACUGGUACCUUGGGAACCUCUGGAAGAACCAUCGACCCUGGCCAGCUCUGGGCAGAGGCUUCAACACUGGGGUGAUUUUGCUUCUCCUGGAUCGGCUUCGGAAGCUCAGAUGGGAGCAGAUGUGGAGGUUGACGGCGGAGAGGGAACUAAUGAGCAUGCUGUCCACCUCACUUGCAGACCAGGACAUCUUCAAUGCCGUGAUCAAACAGAACCCUUUCCUGGUUCACCAGCUGCCAUGCUUCUGGAACGUCCAGCUGUCCGAUCACACGCGCUCGGAGAAGUGCUACAAAGAUGUGUCAGACCUGAAGGUGAUCCACUGGAACUCUCCCAAGAAGCUGCGAGUGAAGAACAAGCAUGUCGAGUUCUUCCGCAACCUCUACCUAACCUUUCUGGAGUAUGACGGCAACCUGCUACGGCGAGAGCUGUUCGGCUGUCCCAGCGAGGCCGACCACAACAGUGAGAACCUCCAGAAGACUCUGUCAGAGCUGGACGAAGACGACCCCUGCUACGAGUUUCGCCGAGAGCGAUUCACCGUCCACAGGACUCACCUCUACUUCCUCCACUACGAGUAUGAACCCAGCUCCGACAACACCGAUGUCACUCUGGUCGCCCAGCUCUCCAUGGAUAGACUCCAGAUGUUGGAGGCCAUCUGUAAACACUGGGAGGGCCCCAUCAGUCUGGCUCUGUACCUGUCUGAUGCCGAGGCCCAGCAGUUCCUGCGCUACGCUCAGGGCUCUGAGGUGCUGAUGAGCCGCGGGAAUGUUGGCUAUCACAUCGUCUACAAAGAGGGACAGUUCUAUCCGGUCAACCUGCUGCGUAAUGUGGCCAUGCGGCAGGUCAACACGCCCUAUAUGUUCCUGUCAGACAUCGACUUCUUACCGAUGUAUGGCCUCUAUGAGUAUCUCAGGAAGUCAGUGGUGCAGCUCGACAUGGCCAACACAAAGAAAGCUCUGGUGGUUCCAGCCUUUGAGACGCUGCGAUAUCGCCUGUCCUACCCAAAAUCUAAGGCUGAGCUGCUCUCUCAGCUUGACAUGGGUACACUCUUCACCUUCAGGUAUCAUGUGUGGACCAAAGGCCACGCACCCACUAACUUUGCCAAAUGGCGGACUGCAACUACGCCCUACAGGGUGCAGUGGGAGGCAGACUUUGAGCCCUACGUGAUGGUGAGGAGGGACAGUCCCGAGUACGACCGCCGCUUUGUAGGCUUCGGCUGGAACAAGGUGGCUCACAUCAUGGAGUUGGAUGCACAGGAGUACGAGUUUGUGGUCCUGCCCAACGCCUACAUGAUCCACAUGCCACACGCGCCCAGCUUCGACAUCACCAAAUUCCGCUCCAACAAGCAGUACCGCGUCUGCCUCAAGACACUGAAGGAGGAGUUCCAGCAGAACAUGUCGCGGCGCUACGGCUUCGCCGCGCUCAAGUACAUGACGGCCGAGAACAACAGCUAGCCACCACUACAGACCCUCAUCUCCCCCCCCCAUGUGGCACGGUGCUGAACUGCUGAAGACACGCCACGGUGCAGGGGGCGGAUUGGGGGUUGUGGGGGUAGUUGGGGUUUGAUGGGGAAUGUGAGGAUGUGAACGGACCCUCAGUGUGGGACUGAAAGGAUCAGCUGGGUCCUGGACACACUGACACUGAGUGUGAGACAACAAGCAAAGGAAAGGAGACUUUUAAUGCCUUGACUUAUUUGUAAGAGCAGUGACAAUUGUUGUGGGCCACGUGUUACAUUGUGUGUGUGUGUGUGUGUGUGCGUGUGUGUGUGUCUUCCGGGUGGUGUGCUUGGCUAACAGCCUGAAGAAAGAGAGAGAAAGCGAGAAAGAGAGAGAGAGAGAGCCAAGGACGCAAGGCGUUUGUGAGAUUAACAUUCAGUUUGCACGCCGCACAGACAGAGAAACGCCUUCCAAGUGCCACAAAGUAAGAAAGCGCCGCUGCAGUCUGACUGACAGCGAGCUGCCGACUCAAAUGCAAAGCUGCGAGAUAAGACAAAACCCCAGUAAACACAUCCAAGUCCCCCCCCCCACCCACCCCAUUUGAAAACCUCUGCGACGACUGUGGCGUUCACUCGGAUAUUAAGCAGAGCAGCCGCUCGUCGCCGACCAUCUGCUGUCGCCUCAUUUGUGUCGUAGCUGAUACAGAACAGAAAGAAAUCCUCCUCCUUUUGUAACAAGAGAAGCUGAGCGUGAGGGCGGCUGGAGGUUUUCCAGGCCGGUUGAUAUUCAGGGUGUUUCCUCGUUAGCCUGAGCGUGAGGCUAGUGAGCGUUUUGUCAUGAUUAACAGAGUCUGACAGCAGCUGAUGCAGUGGGCCUCACACACACACACACACACACACACACACACACACACACACACACAUAUGCUGUAUGUCAGUUUGUGCAGCUACCACCUCAUCACUGAGCUCACUGUUUACCUUUCUCUCCAGUGAUGAGAACCAUUCAACGGUGUGUUUGCAGUCGUCCAGUGUGAAGCAGAGACUCUCAGUGUCAGGAGGAAAUGAGUGGGGACAGGAAAUCCACAGGAGACCCACUGUCACUCCAUCUCUCCCUCUCUCUCUCCCUCUCUCUCUGUCUGUUUCUUUUUUCCCACCGGCCUCUGGUUUGAUGCUGUCAUGACACACGCGACAGUGUCAAAAUAACAUGACACUAAAAGUGAGAAAAAGUCUGGAAUGUAAGUGUGAGAACAUUACAGUAAACCGAGGAAUGUCACUGUUAUUAUCGGCGUGUUUUUCACAGGUGACUUGUUUUUCAUUUCGGAAACAACAUAUCAGAACUUGAAGUGUUUUCAUCCGACAGGUAUUUCAUAAAAAAAUAUAAUAAAAACUUCAAAAAAAAAAAAAGUGAUACAUUGGGCUGGAAAUUAAAAGUCCAGCUAAGAUGGACAGGAUACAUGCAGCCUGUCCCUUAGAAAAUAUUCAGAUAUUCCCGACACACACACACACAAAUUUGACAAAAAAAAAAGAUUAUUACUGUUACUGAUGAGUCAUCAUUGCUCUGCCCACCUGCUCUGCAGAUUUCUUCAUCACUUUUAUCACCUAUGGUUUAGAACCAUAGCUCGGGUUUCAGCUGGAUUCUAUUAUUUUCACAACAAAACGUCAUCACGUCACCGGCUUGUCGCAGCUCCCUCUGCUGGAUCACGCGGUAGUUACUUCAGACAGUCUGACGAGCUUCACGGCAGAAUGUUUGUAAUCAAAUAUAAGAUUUUGGAUUUGGAAUUUCAACCCUGAUGUUCAAACACGUUCCUGACGUUUGGAUAAAAAGUGACAGCCCUAGUGAAGAGUGAGUGAGAUUGUGGUGGCAGUUGUUGUGGUUUUUUUUCCACUUUCAUCCACAGGAAACCGAAUCGUUAAGAGGCUCCUGAGAGAAAACAGAGGAGGAUACAGAAGGAGGCGGUGGCGCUAACUAGCAUGUUAGCGCCCCCACCAGUCAAUCAAAUAUAAAGUGGCUACAGUAAGAAAGUGUGUGGAGAUAUGAUAAGACGGUACAACCACACACAUGAUUGCUUUUUAAUUAAACACAGAUUUACGCUACAUCACCACUGCUUUCUAACACACACACACACACUGUUGUCACAGUCGAGGCUUCUCUCCCUCUCCUCCUCUUUCCCCCCCUCUCUCUCUCUCCCUCUGUAAAGGAAGGCUGCAGAAGUGCUCAGUCGCAGUCACACAGAUGAGUGUUUAAAACAAAUACACUGGUUUUUUCCGAUUGUAAAUGUCUGUUCAGUUUUGCAAGUGUGUGUGCGUGUGUGUGUGCGUGUGUGUGUGUGCGCGCGUGUGUGUCAGUGCUGACUGAUGCUGCUACCUGAAUUAAAAAGCAAACACUACUGUUAA